Molecule: messenger RNA, 1577 nt
Organism: Mercenaria mercenaria
Lineage: Eukaryota; Metazoa; Mollusca; Bivalvia; Venerida; Veneridae
Product: protein jagged-1-like
Exons: 10
Coding region: 99-1439 (446 amino acids)
Biological process (GO): establishment or maintenance of epithelial cell apical/basal polarity; heterophilic cell-cell adhesion
Cellular component (GO): plasma membrane; extracellular region; protein-containing complex
Molecular function (GO): calcium ion binding; chitin binding
Source: RefSeq, a predicted model, not a curated record
UUCAAAUACAAACCAGCACAGACAUAUUUACAGCAGUUGUGUCCAAGGACGUAUACAUCUCUCGGGUACACUUUAACUUCCUGUCUUCUUUAACUAAAAUGGCUCUGCUAACGGUCAUCUUAAUUUUGUCGGCUUUCAUUCCUACAUUUGGACAAUUACACAGACCUUGCUCGGGGACAUGCGAUGAUGUGUGUUACGCCGAGUUCUCUAAGUAUGACGCUAAUUCGUUUCUAGCAAGUGGCAAGAGAGCAACACCAAGAGAAUGCUGUCAUGAAUCGUACUGCGAAAGUCAGGGAACAAAAUGUUACACAGAGCAGUACAGAGCUUACAUAGCCAACAAGUUUUCGAGAUCCUGCCCUACUGGUCAGACAGUAGCAGUAACAUCGUGGUGCCCGGGUCAUUAUGCAUACGCUUGCAAAGACAUAUGUUCAGCCCUUGGCAGAGAUCGAUGCGAGAAUGGUGGUACAUGUAUUUCUUACCUUAAUGGCAUCGGUUAUUCAUGCACCUGUCCCCAAGGUUUCCUUGGAGAUAUCUGUCAUAUAGACAUAGAUGAAUGUGCAUCAAGCCCUUGCAACAGUGCUACAAGCAUUAAUUGCACAGACGGAGCAAAUGCUUACAGAUGUAACUGCAAACCUGGAUAUACCGGAAAGAAUUGUCAAACCGACAUCAAUGAGUGUGCAAGUUACCCUUGCCAGUCCGGAAGUACCUGUCUGGACCUAGUGAAUGGCUACAUGUGCCUCUGUCCAGAUGGUUACACAGGGCAAAACUGCGAUAUCGAUGUUCAGUGCUUUAGGGGCAUUGUUCCAAUACCCUGUGAUGAGUCAUACUUUAAUUGUACAGAGAACUGGCAUUUCCAUUCACCUUGCAGUAAGGACAGCGUUCUGGCUGGGGAAACGAGAUUUCCGCACCCGGACUCCCAUGAGAAGUUUUUGAUGUGUGAUCUUUCUGGCAAGACUUACGUUGUGUAUUGCCCACCAAAUGAGAUCUUCUAUGCCGAUUGUUCUCAGUGUGCUGCACCUGGUCAAGUCUUCUCAGCUUCUUGUGAGAAAGUUGUUACUGGAGUUAUAAACCCGUGCUCCCGGUUUAACAUUCUACAGGGCAAUCUGUUCUUUCCGUACCCUGGUGUAAGCAGCAAGUACAUUCAUUGUGACAUAUGGGGACAUGCUUGGGAACAGGACUGUCAACCGGGUUACAUCUGGGACCAACAGGAUCUUACUUGCAUCAUACCAACGACAUUCAGCCCAUGUCACCAGCAUGGAACACUCACCCAAGCCCUAUACCCUCAUCACUGCGACCCACACCUCUAUGUACACUGUGACGGGAAUGGACAAUCGUACAUUCAAGCAUGCCAGCCCAACUACGUCUUCUUGCCAGCCCGACUCUCAUGUGUACCUAUAGGUUUCCCAGGAUCCGAAAAUCUACAAAACACAUGUCAUUGACGUAGUACAAGACACAUGUACAAUAAAAUCUGAAAAAUGAGUAAUUAAGCUAAAACUUAUAUCUGUGUGUUUGUAUAUCAAGACAAAAUAUAGAACUGUAUCAGAAUGCAAUUGAAAUAAAGAAGUGGUCAGCAUUAA